Aphanomyces astaci is the source of this 967-nucleotide messenger RNA. RefSeq lists its product as hypothetical. The record is from RefSeq and is a predicted model, not a curated record. The transcript has a single exon. Lineage: Eukaryota; Oomycota; Saprolegniomycetes; Saprolegniales; Verrucalvaceae. The coding region runs from base 66 to 923 and encodes 285 amino acids.
AAUCUUUACAAAGUGGUUUCGAACCAGCAGGGGGCACCCAACAAGUCAUCUUGCCCUCUGCCAUCAUGAUGGUGCAUCGGCCCAACUUUGCCAUGGAGGCAGCAAUCGUGUACGCCAUGAAGACACCUCAAGUGGUCAUCGACAUAGAAAUGGCCAAGAGAGCAGCGGCCAUCAGAAAAGUCCUGAUGAAGAAAGCCACGAGGCGCAAUCAAAGCAAGAUCAAUCAGCGUCGGUAUCGCGCGGAACAAAAGUGCACGACCGACCUCCUUAACCAAACCGUGAUCCAGCUGCGCACCGAUGUGGCUCGCAUGGAAGGACGUUUGGAGAUGAUGAAACUGGCCAUUCCACCUCCGCUGCGGACGUUUGAACCCGAGUGCAACGUUGCCAACGAGUACUUUCGUAUGUUUGUGUACGGGUACGAUCUCGACCCAGCAUGUGCCCAGCACACGACCCAGUUCGACUUUUUAAACAGCACCAUGAGCCCAGACCUGGUGAUCAUGGGUAAUAUUGGCCUGGACAAACUCCUGCAGCAGUGGGUGCUGUACGUCAAUACAUUUGAAGCGUUCCACAUGGAGCUCCACCAAGCGCACGUGGUCUCAUUCUCCCCCAACGUGGUUGUGCAUGCACAAACCACGCUCCACUUGCGCAUGUCUCGCAAGUCCAUCCAGCUGCUGUUCCCCCACCUCCUCAACAACGAGCCGCUUACUCAAAAACUCAUCGGCCGAGUGCUGCAUUUGCCGAUUCAACAGAACUUUAUCUUCGACCACAAGUGCGUCGUCCAAGAGCUUGGGACGUUUGCCAACACCACGCUCGCGCUGGUCAAUCUGCUGGGCAAUCUAGACGACGUCUUGGCUGUGAUUGGGGACUUUCACUUGGGUGAAAAUGCAGAGAUUGUAGCAUCGUCCGAGUACAACUCAAACUAGCAUGGUGUUAAUGGCAAUUGUAUGGAGAAGCCAAUGGUUGCAUG